AUGAUAUAUGUCGGUUUUAAUGUCUCUGGUUUCCUGGAAAAUGAUGCUAAAGAGUGGAACGUUUGUCGAGUUUUGUCUAUGUUCGACCAUGCCACAGCAUCGAGAAUUCUUGCUACUCCACUUUAUCCUAUGGAUGAUAGAAGAAUUUGGCGUGGUGAAAGCAAUGGGGAUUAUUCUGUUAAAAGUUCGUACCAUAUAUGUGUUAAUGAGUUAAUUGACAUUUCUCAUCUACAUGUUAAUGGUAGUUGCAAUUUAAUUUGGGCACUACAAAUCCAACCAAAGGUCAAAAACUUAAUUUGGCGUAUUUGCCGACGUUGUGUUCCAACCCGUGUUCGGUUGCGAGAUAAAGGUGUUGAUUACCUACAAACAUGUGCCCUAUGCAAUAAUGAUGAGGAUGAUAACAUGGUGUUCACAUGUGCUUCCACCAUCCAUCUUCGGAUACUAUCAUACGUAAGGGUGCUCAAGGCUCUGCGGUAUUCAUGCUCAACUUCAAAAAGAUUUCUGGUAGGACAAUCAGCAGACAUGUUUGGUUGA
Trifolium pratense (red clover) is the source of this 534-nucleotide messenger RNA. RefSeq lists its product as uncharacterized. The transcript has a single exon. Lineage: Eukaryota; Viridiplantae; Streptophyta; Magnoliopsida; Fabales; Fabaceae. The coding region runs from base 1 to 534 and encodes 177 amino acids. The record is from RefSeq and is a predicted model, not a curated record.